Messenger RNA from Impatiens glandulifera, 1065 nucleotides. RefSeq names its product probable O-methyltransferase 3. The record is from RefSeq and is a predicted model, not a curated record. Gene Ontology annotation, biological process: methylation. The coding region runs from base 1 to 1065 and encodes 354 amino acids. The transcript is spliced from 2 exons. Gene Ontology annotation, molecular function: O-methyltransferase activity; S-adenosylmethionine-dependent methyltransferase activity; protein dimerization activity. NCBI's taxonomy places the organism in Eukaryota, Viridiplantae, Streptophyta, Magnoliopsida, Ericales, Balsaminaceae.
AUGGAUAGUAACGGGGAGUUGGCUCGGGCUCAUGCCGAUCUUUGGAAGCACUUGUUUGGCUUCUUACCCUCAGCCGCACUAAAUUGUUUAAUCGAGCUCGGUGUACCCGAUUUGAUCCAGAAUCAUGGCAAGCCCAUGACCGUCUCUGAGAUUGUUGGGGAGCUCUCCAUAACAAAUCCCAUCAAAACCUGCUGUCUCGGUAGCAUGAUGGACAUUUUGGCUCACUCGGGUUUUCUUUCUCGAGAAGCUAAAGGAGUAGAGGACGAGGAUAUUGCCUACUCCCUCACAACUGCUUCGCGUCUCCUCUUGAAAGACGAACCCCUCAAUUUAAGACAGUUCGUGUUCUACUUACUUGGUAAAAUUCUGGCAGGCCCAUGGCCGUUGUUAGGCCAAUGGCUAAAGAAUGAUACCCCGACUGUCUUUGAAACUUGUUAUGGAAUCCCGUUUUGGGAAUUGGCUACAAAGUCUGAUUUUGGUCCUUUAUUUAAUGAAGCCAUGGCUGUGGAUUCUCGGCUAAUAGGAGAAAUAUUAGUCAAUGAAUGCAAGGCAGCGUUCGAGGGGUUGGCAUCGAUCGUGGAUGUGGCGGGAGGCACGGGGACACUGGCGACCAUAAUAGCAAAAAACUUUCCGACCAUCAAGUGCAAAGUGUUUGAUCUCCCACAUGUUGUGGCUGGCUUACAAAAUAAUAAGAAUCUAGAAUUCAUUGGAGGAGAUAUGUUUGAAGAAAUUCCUCAUGUUCAUGUUGCCUUGCUAAAGAAUAUUCUACACGAUUGGAGUGACGAAAAAUGUAUAAUGAUAUUGAAGAAAUGUAAAGAAGCUAUCUCGGAGGGUGAGGAGAAAAGUGGAAAGGUUAUGGUCAUAGAAAUGGUUAAGAGGGAAGACGAUACGGUUGAUUAUCAAUUGGUGCGAGUGCGACUAGCCAUGGAUGUGCAUAUGACUUCUUGUGUGAAUGGGAUGGAGAGAAACGAGAAAGAAUGGGCGCAUCUUUUCUUUGCUGCGGGCUUUACUACUUACAAAAUCACUCCAAUGUCUGGGCUCAUAUCUCUCAUUGAGCUUUUUCCUUAA